AUGGACCAAAACGUCGCCCGGGAAGUAGCCAGGGUCGUGGCAGCCGUCUGUGUUGGACUACUAACGGCACCCGCGAUCAGCUACGGCUGGAAAAUGAAGGCUCGCCUCGGGGGCUAUGUCCCCGUAAACGUGGCAGAGCACUACGAAGACAGGGACGGUGUGGCCACUGAGGCAUCGACCCAGUCGUAUUCAGACAUGAAGGCGAGAAUCGCAGUCUGGCUUGGUGUUUGCAUCGGCCUGGUCUCGUCCUUUGCGUCAAGGGUGGUAGCCUUGACGCUCUUGCAGCCACCGGGUCACCAAACCGGCUCCUCGUUACUGUCGAAAUUGUCCUCGUGGGCUGAUUUACUUUCCUGGGUCUUUUUAUCAGCCCAGUGUGCAUGUUUCCCUGCUCAGCACCAGUAUCUCGAACGGUUUCGUUUGACUGUUUUUGGGCUUUUCUCGUCCUUGCUCCUGGCUGCUUCUGUGGCCCUGCGCCACGGACAGUACUUCACGUCCGUCCAGGACCUUCUGUGCCUGGCUCAACUGGUAUCGGCCGUGUCCGCAGCCUGUGCCUUUGCUUCGUUCCCGCGCCGCCCAGACGUAUACCACAGGGGCCAGUUAGUCGACCAGCAAUACACCGUGUCGCUGCUGGCUUUCUUCUUGUUCUCUUGGAACCAAGCCGUCUUUGGAGUUACCAAGGAACGGCAGAUGGAGAUCGAAGACAUGCCAGGCUUAGACUUUCGUACUCGCUCCACGAACCUGCAGUCCAGGUUCCUCGAGGGGUGUGGUGAUGGGCCCCUCUGGCGAAAGCUCGUUAGAUUCGGGACUCGCGACCUCGCCCUGCAAUGGUCCUUUACACUGCUUCUCUCUUUGUUGUCCAUGUUCCCGCAGCUGGUUCUCUUCAACUUUCUGUCCACGAUUGAGAGUAGACAAGGGCGCGCGUCUUCCCAUCUUGUCCUGUACCUCUGGGUCUCUGGCCUGCUUGCCAGCCAGUUCCUCCAAGCAGUAGCCACCAACAUGUUGAAAUGGGUCACAGUGACCCGCCUUGAGAUUCCAGUGGGGUCUCUCCUGCAGUCGUUGGUGUUUUCCAAGGCCCUCAGGCAGUACGAUACGGCCGCUCUCCACCCUGUCGAGGGGGAGGGGGACAACAACAAACGGAUCGAGGGAGCAAGUCGAAAGAAAAAGGGUGACCGAAGAAAUCAAGAGGCAGGGCAAUCCGUCGUCGCCCUCGCAAAGCUGGACAGUUCAAUCGUUGCCAACUUCUGCCAGUACAAUAAGGAUCUUCCCAUGGCACUCUCCAAGCUCGCGCUUGUGGGCGGCUUCCUCGUUCACUUGAUGGGUUGGAUGCCGGUGCUGUGCGGUAUGGGAGCGACUGCUCUGGUGUUGCCCCUGAGCAUAGGGACGUCACGCAAGCUGCGCGUGCUCAACGCCAGCCUGAUGAAGAGCCGAGACGGCAAGACGAAUCUCCUGGACGAGGCGCUGCAAGGCAUACGCCAGAUCAAGUACUCGGCUCUCGAGCCGCAUCUGGAAGAGAAGAUUCUGGCGAACCGAAACGACGAACUCAAACAGCUCCGGAAAGUAUCCAUGUGGCAGUGUCUGCAUGUCUUCCUCACCUCGCUGGGCCCGCUGCUGCUUGCCAGCAUCGCUUUCUUUGUGUAUCUUUGGCAGCAAGGAACACAGACCAAGGCAUCCGUCGUUUUCACUGCUCUCGGUUUGUUUGGGCAGCUGGAGGAAGCCGUUCGUCUGCUGCCGCCUCUGCAUUCCGUUCUGCUCCAGGCGUGGACAAGCGCCUCGAGGCUCGAAAAAUACCUUGGGCAGCCCGACAAAGGACCAGGCUCGGAGCCGGGAAAGGCCAUCGCUUUUAAGCAUGCCACUGUGAUAUGGCCAAGUCUUCGAAAGACUGAAACCCCAGCGGAAGAUUUAGCUGAGCAGCCAAUAACCCGCUCCAGACUCACUGACGUUACCUUGGAGUUCCCAAAUGGCGAGCUGAGCGUGGUUACUGGCAAGACAGGGUCUGGAAAGAGUCUUCUCCUCGCGGCAAUCUUGGGCGAAGCAAGACUUGUUGCUGGUCGAGUAUACGUGCCAAGCCCACCUCUCUUCAUGGAACGUCCCGAGUCGAUCCCAGAUUCACAAUGGGUUGUUCCCCAGUUGACAUGCCUAGUCUCGCAGACGCCCUGGAUUGAGAGCGGCACCUUGAGAGACAAUAUCUUGUUUGGGCUCCCCUUUGUCGAGCGCCGCUACCGCAAGGCUAUCGCCGCCUGCGCUCUUGAGAAAGAUAUUGAGCUGCUCGCCGACGGCGACAGCACCGAGGUCGGAUCCAGAGGUGUCAUAUUGUCCGGUGGGCAGCGCUGGCGGGUAGCUCUCGCCCGGGCUCUGUAUUCUCGCGCCGGUAUCUUGGUCCUCGACGACGUCCUCAGCGCCGUCGAUGCCCACGUGGCUAGGUAUAUCGUUGACGAAGCCCUCUCUGGCGAGCUGGCGCACGGCCGGACUCGGAUCCUGGCAACCCACCACCCCGAGCUCGUCCUCUCCCGCGCAAGCUUUCUGGUUCACCUCCGAGGUGGCCAUGUCGAGUCGGCAGGAUCACUCCUGAGCGAUUACAAGGCUGUUGCGUUCGCCAUAGCAUCAGCCACCGAGCUAGUCGGUAAGCCCUCGGAGACUGGGCAGCUCCGACUCCUAGGAGCUAGAGAGAAUACCGGGAGAGACCGACAGGACAAAGAGAAACGGCAGACUGGGCCUGUGAACUGGGGGGUUUACAAGGCCUACUUCGAAAUCAGCGGCGGCGCCUUGUUUUGGGGUGGUGGGAUAGCUGUAAUCCUGUUCUUGAAUCUCCUUGGGGUCGCCCGCACGUGGAGUCUCAAGGAAGUGUCCCAGCACGCGGCCGCGGGGCCCAAGGCGGUUCUUAUGUCGGGUAUUGAUGCCUUUCGUGUCCGAAGCAGCCUGUUCGACCGCGAAUCAGGGGCAAGAGGCUCUGAGACCAGAAUUGGUUUUUGGAUGACUGCAUAUGUCGGCUUCGGCUUCUUCAUUGCAUUCCUCGAGAUGCUCCGGGUCAUGGUGGUCUUCCAUAUCGGCCUCAAGGCGUCCAAGCUACUUUUCCAACGCAUGGUCCACGCCGUCCUCCGAGCCCCUUUGCGGUGGAUCAACAAGGCGACUUCGGGCCGGAUCCUCAACCGCUUCAUCUCCGACAUGACCACGAUGGACAUGAGCCUCGCGCAAAAGAGCUUUGCCUUACUAAACGCCGUUCUCUCUCUGGUCAUCAUCAUCGGGGCUGGCCUCUCGGUAUCCUUCUCUGUCACCUUCGUUAGCAUGCUUCUCUUUGUAUACUACAUCCGCACCGCGCAGCAGUACAUGGACAUGUCGCGCGAGGUAAAGCGGCUGAACUCAAUCUCGCACUCCCCCAUCUACGACCAUGUCAGCUCUGUUCUCUCUGGGCUCUCGACUAUACGCGCGUUCAGGCGUACCCAUUUCUACAUGGAUCGUAUGUGCGACCUUAUCGAUGACAGCUCGCGGGUCUCGUGGUCGCUGUGUCUCUCCAAUCGCUGGAGGUCUCUUCGCAUGGGCACGCUAGGCGCCUUCUUCGUCAGCGCCGUUGCUUCGGCUGUGGCCAUCACGGGCGUCGACGUCGCUCAAGCCGGCUUCAGCUUGUCGUUUGCUUUGCGCUAUACCAAGACGCUCACGUCUCUUCUCCAGGCCUUGACGUACGCCGAGCUCGGCUUCAAUUCGUGCGAGAGGGUGAUGGAAUAUGCCGCGAUCGAGACGGAGCCUGAGGGCGGGCAGGACCCCCCAGCGGGCUGGCCCUCCGAAGGAAAAAUUGCUGUCGACAACUUGACGGCCGCGUACAGCAGCGACAUCGCCCCGGUCCUAAAGGAUCUGACAUUUGUCGUCAGGCCUGGAGAGCGGUUUGGAAUUGUGGGACGCACAGGUGCUGGAAAGUCCACCCUAGCAGCCGUUCUCUUCCGUCUCCUCGAGCCUAGCAGCGGGGCUGUCUGCAUCGACAACAUCGAUAUUUCGACCCUUAAACUAACCGGGCUGCGGAGCCGACUGGCCAUUAUCCCCCAAGAUCCAUUUCUGUUUUCCGGAACCCUACGCUCAAGCCUACUUCCAGCGGGAAAGGCUCUUGGCGAUGACAUCCUGCUUGCAGCACUGAGGCGCGUAAAUCUGAUCGAUCCACGCUCAGCAUGUCGGACCACGGCACAUCAUCAGGCCGGAAAUGGUGAUGCCGAGGCGGCAUCUACCUCAUUGUCGGUCUCCUAUCCAACCGAUAUCUCGCCUACAGAUCAACCCACUUGGGGAGACGCGCCUACAGGCGCCAGAUCAGAGAACAGCCCGCCGGCACAUGUCGAGCUUAGCCCCGGACCGGAGAGUUCCAAAAGACGGCCUCAGUCCAACACAAUCCCAGACAACACUUUUGCGGGCCUGUCGACGCCCAUCAGCCAGGGCGGCAGAAACCUUUCGCAAGGACAACGGCAGCUCGUGUGCCUAGCAAGGGCACUGUUGACGCGGCCGCGCAUUCUCGUUCUCGAUGAGGCCACUAGCGCCGUCGACCACGCCACCGAUGCUGCCCUGCAGGCCUCGCUGCGUCGGGAGUUCGCCACCACCGGUUGCACCGUCAUUGUCAUCGCCCAUCGCCUGUCCACCAUAGCCGACUUUGACCGCAUCCUGGUGUUGGAGAAGGGCCAAGUGGCCGAGAUUGGCAGCCCGAGGGAAUUGUUCGAGGAGGGGCAGCGGCUUGCGGCGGCCAAGGAGGCUGACAUCAAAACACCCAGCGACGGGGCCGAUAUAGUUGAAGAUAAAGGAAAGGGCAAGGCCAGAGGGGCAUUUUAUGAGCUGGUUCAGAAGAGCGCCGAUCGGGACAGCCUCAUGAACAUGAUCUUGUGUCCGGAGAAAGGCGGCACUUAG
This is a messenger RNA of Lasiosphaeria miniovina, 4875 nucleotides long. RefSeq lists its product as uncharacterized. Lineage: Eukaryota; Fungi; Ascomycota; Sordariomycetes; Sordariales; Lasiosphaeriaceae. Bases 1 to 4875 code for a protein of 1624 amino acids. The transcript is spliced from 7 exons. Gene Ontology annotation, molecular function: ABC-type transporter activity; ATP binding; ATP hydrolysis activity. Gene Ontology annotation, cellular component: membrane. The record is from RefSeq and is a predicted model, not a curated record. Gene Ontology annotation, biological process: transmembrane transport.